Molecule: messenger RNA, 1446 nt
Organism: Physeter macrocephalus (sperm whale)
Lineage: Eukaryota; Metazoa; Chordata; Mammalia; Artiodactyla; Physeteridae
Gene: SLC17A1
Product: solute carrier family 17 member 1
Exons: 11
Coding region: 1-1446 (481 amino acids)
Biological process (GO): monoatomic anion transport; transmembrane transport
Cellular component (GO): plasma membrane
Molecular function (GO): transmembrane transporter activity
Source: RefSeq, a predicted model, not a curated record
AUGAACAUGGAUCUUCCGGGACCAGAUGGUGAACUGAAAUGUGUUAACGCUGGAUACUUUCUGUUCUACAUUCCAGUUCCAAAUUUUUGUUCCAUUCGUUAUGGAAUUUCUCUCUUACUGCUCCUCUGUAAUGUUAUAAUAAUGUCACAGCGCGUGUGUAUGAGCCUCACAAUGAUAGCCAUGGUGAACAGCACAGAGCCACAUGGUUUGUCCAACACCUCCACAAAGGAGCCACAGGAUAACAUAAAGAACCCUGUGUAUAACUGGAGCACUGAAAUCCAGGGGAUCAUGUUAAGUUCCAUCUUCUACGGUCUACUCAUCAGCCAAAUUCCUGCUGGAUAUUUAUCUGGAAUAUACUCCUUAAAGAAAAUGGUUGGUUCUGCAUUGUUCCUCAGCUCUUUAUUUACUCUGCUCAUCCCACUGGCAGCUGAAUUUGGAGAAGCUUUGGUCAUCAUAUGCCGUGUAAUCCAGGGACUAUUCCAGGGGAUAGCAUUAACAACUCAGCAAGUAGUAUGGAUCAAGUGGGCUCCUCCCUUGGAACAAGUCCGACUUACCUCUCUGAGUUUAUCAGGACUUCUGCUAGGACCCUGUGUUGUCCUACUUAUAACUGGAUUCAUCUGUGACUCCCUGGGAUGGCCUAUGGUCUUUUAUAUUUUUGGUGCUUGUGGUUGUGCCUUAAGUCUUCUCUGGUUCGUUCUGUUUUAUGAGGACCCAAAGGACCACCCGUGUAUAAGCAAAAGUGAGAAGGAAUACAUCAUGUCCGCCCUCGCCCAGCAGGUCAGUUCAAGUGCACCAUCUCUGCCCAUCAAGGCUAUGCUUAAGUCUCCUCCACUCUGGGUCAUUUCCCUCUGUAAUUUUGCUUUUUUCUGGGCAAAUAGCUUCCUGAGUCUGUAUACACCAAUGUUUAUCAACUCCAAGUUUCAUCUUAAUGUAAAAGAGAAUGGGCUGCUGUCUUCCCUCCCCCAUUUGUUUGCCUGGAUUUUUGCUAUUCUAGCAGGUCAUAUGGCAGAUGUCUUCCUGUCCAGGAAUAUUCUCAGCCUACUCACCAUCCGGAAACUCUUCACCUUGCUAGGACUUCUCCUGCCUGCCCUCUUCAGCCUGUGCCUGCUUUACCUGAGUUCCAGCUUCCAUAGCACUAUGAUUUUCCUGAUACUUGCUAAUGCAACAGGAAGCUUUUGUAUGGGUGGAAUAUUAAUAAAUGUCUUGGAUAUUGCUCCCAGAUAUUAUGGAUUUCUUAAAGGAUUUACAAAUGUAAUUGGACUAACAGGAGGGCUAGUUUCUUCCACUGUGACUGGAGUGAUCCUUAGUCAGGAUCAAGACUCUCCCUGGCUUAAAAUCUUCUUCAUGAUGGUAGCCAAUAAUGUGAUAAGCCUAAUCUUCUACCUUAUAUUUGCUAAAGCAGAAAUUCAAGACUGGGCUAAACAAACACAAAACACUUAUCUCUGA